Vombatus ursinus (common wombat) is the source of this 2437-nucleotide messenger RNA. Its product is annotated as protein RETICULATA-RELATED 3, chloroplastic-like. The coding region runs from base 1 to 441 and encodes 146 amino acids. The record is from RefSeq and is a predicted model, not a curated record. The transcript is spliced from 3 exons. Lineage: Eukaryota; Metazoa; Chordata; Mammalia; Diprotodontia; Vombatidae.
AUGUGGACGGGUUCAGAGACUGUCUCGAGGAAAACUCUAGCUGGAGGAAAGACGCCUUUACUUACCAGAGUCGUGCAUCGGUUCCAGCCUCCAGCAACCCGCUGCCCCAUCCCACGAAUGCACACUGCGGUUCCCCUAGAGUGUGCAAUGCGGAGCCCAGCCAGCGCGCGGCCGGAGGCCGGGAGGGGAAAGGAGGGGAGGGGGAGUGAAGAGGAGGGGAGCGGAGCCCGUGGAGGCGGGGGGCGCGGGAGGAGAGGGUGGGGGGCUGUAAGGGGCACGCGCUGUCACUCCCACUUCGCCCCCUACUUCCAGAGAUGGAACAUUCAGCUGGCCAGCUUUCCAGCCUCUCGAUUGCUCGGGGCCAAUCACCAAGCGGCUGGAGAAGCCGAGCCCACCACCGGGCUUUCUUAUUGGCCCGGGCCAACAAAACCCAACUCCUGAAUAGUCAGCUGGGGAAAUCAAAGUAAACUCGAGCUUCUGGACUGCGAGCUCCAAGUGCCUUUGGGUCCCGGGGCAGUUUGGGGAAGGGUUUCAAGGUUGCAUUACUCCUUCCUGUGUGGAGACUAUCCUUACUCAUUCAGUACCUCGACCAAGUGCCUUUGGGAAUCUUCGGGAAACGGUAGAGCAUCAGGAAAACCACGCGCUGUCAGGGAAACCACUCGUUUGAGAAACAGGCACUUGACGAAAUCCCAAUUUCACUUAAGUUGAUAUAACUAAAAUUCACUGAACAUAGAAGAGUGCGUGCAGAGGAAGCAGUUCCAGUUGCAGACGCCGUGGGCACGGUCAAGACCGGUUUAUUUUUACAAUUAUCACAUAGAAGCGAUGGGAUACGGUGUGUUUGCUGGGGAGGGGGUGACACCAGACAGGAGAGCUGGUGAAAAGCAUUUAUUGAUUAGGAAACUAGCAGCUGGGGGCAGAGGUUGGCUUUCUCCCUCCCGCCUCCCUGGAGGCCACGCACAACCCUCCUCCAAAUAAACUUGGCACAGUCUUCUCGCGCUGGAUUUUCACCUCGAUGUUGGAAAUCAUUUUUUCCUCCCUCCAGUUUGCCAGUGUGGAGCCCAGACCCCGUAUAGUUGAGCCGUGUCUGAACAGAGACCUCCCGGAGGGGCUGAGGACCUUCUUGAAGUUAACGAGAUCUCUUAUCCUGCCCCGCCCAACGAAUGAGCCCUGGUGAAACUAAUAGAAAGUUUUAGGGAAGGGCUGAAGUGAAUCCCCAGAAGGAACUGACUUGGGAAAGCUGAAAGCUGGAGGAAGGUCAGCACAAAGGAGGCGGACCUGCUGUUGGCUGGGUUGAGUGGUAGUCAGAGAACUCAGCAGGUCCCCUAUCAUUCAAUCCUUUAAGCUAUUUACAGAGUUUAUGGAGGAAGACAUUCUCUCUUUAACCAGACACGGAAUCAUAGAAUAUCAAAACUGCAAGGGCCUUGGAGUCCAACCUUCUCAUUUUGCAAAAGGGGAAACUGAGGUUCAGGAAGGUGGAAGGUAUUUUGCCCAAGAUACACAGCUAAAAAGCUGCAAGGCUGAGUCUUUUUAAAAGUCCAGGGCUCAUGCUUCUUUUUGGCCCUCUUGUUGUCCCUAAAUAUUCCAAUUAUUUCCCUUCUCUUCCCUGGAAUUGAUGGAAAUAAGUUAGAUUCAGCAUUCAUAAGAAGGAAAAUUAGAAGGCUGCCAAAUGGAAAACAUAAUUCUUUGAUUCAAUAAAUAUGCUGGGGAGGGGGAAGCUCCUAAUAACCUGCAAGAGAGAAGGAAAGAAUAUUAUAUGAUACUGUCUAUUAAAAUAGAAGCUCACUGAAAUCAGGGGCUUGGUAAUCUAGUGCCUGUCCAAUGCCUUACCCAGGAUCAAGGUGAAAGUAGGCAAGAAUUAUUACCUGGAAGCAUAGUACUAAUGAAACCAAAGUCAAGGAUAGCCUUCCUCUUAAUGCUCAAUUAGUUUCCUACAAAUGAAAAAUUUUAUUGUAUUGUUAGGCCAAAAAAGAAAAAAAAAACUAUACGGCCUGCCUGUCCCACAAAUGUGCAUAGUUCUUUGGUCACAAGAGAGAUGAAGUGGAAGCAUUUGAAGGGUUCUACAAAACUCAUCAUUAUCUUUGGGAAACAGCUAAAUUACUUCUUUUGAAAAUUAUUUAGUAUACUGUAAUUGUAUUUUUAAAAGUAUUCUGUCCUGAAAAGUUCUAGUAAGUUGAACAUUGGUUUUCAGGACUCACACAGCAACUUGGGUCAUGUAUUUAAAGACUGCUAUUAUAUGAAACCUAUAAUACUUUUGUUCUUUUCAUGUGAAAUAGCAAACAGGUAUGUCAGACAUUGUGCUAAGACAGAUAUCGGGGAAAUUCUUAGAGUCACAAAAUACUGGAGUUCCAUUUGCUAUUUAAAAGGUCUAGAAAAUAAGGAAUUCUUCCUUUUUUUUAAUUUUUAGGCAAUUGGGGUUAAGUGACUUGCCCAGGGUCAC